Molecule: messenger RNA, 2991 nt
Organism: Cotesia congregata
Lineage: Eukaryota; Metazoa; Arthropoda; Insecta; Hymenoptera; Braconidae
Source: the annotation of a GenBank genome assembly
AUGGCUCCGGUAGACAACUCUCCAACGAGCAACAUGGGCGGUUUCGAGCUGGUUUGUUCCUCAAAAGCGAACGAUACCAUCCCGGUUCACAAAUACAAGUCCACUAAAACCGGGAUUACAGUAUGUAUUGGCGAGGUCGACGGCCCUAUCGUCGGAGGGAACUUCUGUCUGGCGACUCAGGCUUUUGAUGAUGAUGGGCUGCCGCAUACCCUCGAGCACUUGAUUUUUUUGGGCAGCGAGGACUAUCCUUACAAAGGAGUCCUGGACCUUCUGGGAAACAGAUGUCUCGCUUCUGGGACCAAUGCUUGGACUGAUCGAGAUCAUACUAAUUACACGAUGACUACUGUCGGCAGCGAGGGAUUUCUUACUCUGAUGCCUAUCUAUCUGGAUCACAUUCUUUUUCCUAAUCUAACAGACUCAGCAUACCUCACAGAAGUCCACUAUAUAUCAGGCGAAGGCGAAGACCGCGGAGUAGUCUACUGCGAGAUGCAAAGUACCGAGAACACUGGAAAAACUCUAUCAAACACAGAACUAACCCGCGCAAUGUACCCCGGAAAAUGCGGAUACAAGUCAGUAACCGGGGGAAUAAUGCAGAACCUCAGAGAGAGUACAAACAACGAAAAGGUCAAAGAAUUUCACCGUCAAUUCUACCGACCCGAGAACCUGACAAUAAUAAUCACCGGGCAGAUCCAGCACGCAGAAGUUUUCAAAGCUUUGCGUCCGUUGGAGGAAAAAAUCCUCUCUAAAGGCAGUCGCGGUCCAUUCGAGCGCCCUUGGCAUGAGCCAAUCCCCCCAUUCACCGAGAGUGUCGUCAACGACAUUCUUUAUCCGUGCGACGACGAAGACAACGGAAUAGUCAGCGUAGGCUGGCGCGGGCCUUCAGGAAUAACCGAGGUCUACGAGUUAACAGCUUGCUCUCUUUUGCUGAAGUAUCUCACGGACAAUUCGGUGAGUCCAAUCCAGAAAGAGUUUGUAGAAAUUGAUGAUCCCUACUGUUGCAACGUCGACUAUUACCUGACGGAAAACUCCGAGUCGAUGCUCCAGUUGUCCUUCAGCGGAGUUCCUAUUCCCAAAAUUCCGCUGGUGAAGAACCACCUGACCAAAGUUCUAGGGGACAUUCUCCAGAGCAAUGAAGUCGACGGAGGGAUAGACAUGCCAAGAAUGGCCACGGUUAUCCAUCGUCACCAGCUGGAGACUCUCAGCAGCCUGGAGAACAUGCCUCAUGAUGCAAUCACCUACAUGCUGAUCGGCGACGCGCUCUAUGGCCGUGAUGUCAGCGACUUGGAGCAGAGAUUGAAUACUAUCGAGGAUUUGAAGAAGCUGGGCAAAGAACCUGCGAGUUUCUGGAUUAAUUUGCUGAAGAAAUAUCUUAUCGACGCUCCCUCGGCGGUGAUUAAUGCUACGCCGAGUAUUGACAAGCAGAAGGAGAUGGACGAGCAGGAGAAGAAGCGCAUUGCAGAAAGAAUUAAACAACUGGGCAAAGAAGGGCUUGAAGAAAAAGAAAAAGCGUACUUGGAAGCUGUCAAGCAGAAUGAUGCUCCCAUUCCUGAUGAAGUUCUGAGCAGCGUCCCGGUUCCUGGAACUGACUCGAUUAACUUCCAUCACAUCCGGAGCUACACCACUGGAGGCGGUGAUCAGCACCCGAGACUUGAUGUUAACAAGUUGUCGCUGUUUACCUACUUGGAUCACGUCAAUACUAACUUUGCUUACUUGUUCGUGGUGAUGGACACUCUCAAGGUACCCAAGGAAGCCAGACCUUACAUGCCACUGAUCUUAGAAGCCAUUGGAGAGUGUCCUAUUAAUAGAGAAGGAGAGCUAGUGCCGUAUGAAGACGUCGUUGCGGAAUUAGAAGCUGAUACCAUUGCUGUUAGCUUGAGGAUGGGCUUUGAAAGCCCUUCAAGGUUUACUUGUGGUGCUUACAGUCACAGUGUUAAUUUAAUGCUGCAGCUUGAAUUGUCAAAAUAUCCUAAAGGCGUUCAAUGGAUCAAAGAAUUACUUUACGACACUAAAUUCACACCUGAGAGAUUGAAAAUAAUUUCUUCAAAGCUGCUGAAUGAACUAACCCAGUGUAAAAAAGCAGGGAAUAAAAUCACUGGAGAUUUGAUGCGAGGAUUGAUAUACAGCAAAGAGAGCAAUCACUUCAAUUCGAGCUUACUGCGCCAGCAACAAUUCCUGACAAAACUGGCCACUAGGUUGGGAACGCCAGAAGGCCAAGCAGAAGUUGUCGCUGAAGUAGAAGCUGUCAUGAAGAUCCUGACUGCUAAAGACCACAUGAUUUUGUAUAUGGCGACUAAUGUCGAUAAAUUGAGCGCCCAAGUAACUGAAUUAGAAGAAAUACCCUUGGAAGGUUGUGUUUUAGGACUUGGAUGUGUAGAGUCUGCCUAUUUAUCACAAACUGGACCUUGUCUUAAUGACUUUGAGAGUCCCGACUUAGCUCCUUUGCUUGUUUGUCUUCAGUAUUUAACGCAAGUUGAGGGACCAAUGUGGAGACAAGUUAGAGGCCAAGGUUUUGCAUACGGUUGCAAUUUAUACGCAAAACCAAACGAAGGUUUGCUCUACCUGACAUUCUAUGCAUCCACGGAUGUAAUUGGAGCGUACAAGGAAACUAAAGCCAUCGUCAGCAGCCUCAUUACCGAGAAUUCAUGGGAGCGAUUGCUCUACGACUCGGCCAAGUCAUCUCUGAUCUUCGAAAUCGUCGAGAGAGAGAAGAGCGUCGGAGACGCCGUAUCCCAGUCUCUAUUAUCAUACUUUAAAAACGUCUUCCACGACUACAACCGUUCGAUGGUCCAAAAGAUUUACACCGUCAGCAUUAAAGACUUGAACCGCGUGGCUAAUAAAUACAUCAAGCCGCUUUUUGAUCCCAAACAAUGCAAAACUACCAUUGUUUGCACUCCUUCCAAGGUCGCUGAAAUUGCUAAUGCUUUCAAAGGCUUCAGUCAAAAUUUGAAAGUCUUUAAUACUCUGGAAAGUAGUUACCUCAACGAGUGGUGA